GGCCAGCCCUGAGGCUGAGGGCGGGAAGAAGAGGAGAAGGAGGAGGAGGAAGGCGGCUGCUUGCCUGUCCUCCCCGCCGCCUGCAAAGCUGCAGGCAAGCAGUGCCCCCAUGGCCAGGAGCGAGGCCACCCUCCGCACAUGGCUGGGCUGCUGCGGGCUGCUGGGCUGUUUCUUGCUGGGCUUUCUUGCAGCUCAUUCACCAGGCUGCCUCACCUGGCAGGAACUGAACAGAAUCUUCUUCUUGCCAAGCAAAUUCAAGGCCAGUGGAAGGAAUUUGGACUAGAUUCAGCAGAACUCGUUCAUUAUGAUGUACUUCUUUCAUAUCCAAAUGAAACUCAGCCAAACUACAUCUCAGUAAUUGAUGAUCAAGGAAAUGAGAUUUUCAAUACAUCGUUGUCUGAACCACCUCCACAGGGGUAUGAAAAUGUCACUGAUAUACUGCCACCAUAUAAUGCUUUUUCAGCACAAGGAGUGCCAGAGGCAGAGCUGGUGUAUGUGAAUUAUGGCCGUACUGAAGAUUUUUUCAAGCUGGAACGGGAAAUGGGAAUUAACUGUACAGGGAAGAUUGUCAUUGCCAGAUAUGGAAAGAUAUUCAGAGGAAACAAAGUUAAAAAUGCCAUAUUAGCAGGAGCCCAGGGGAUCAUACUUUAUUCAGACCCUGCUGACUACUGUGCCCCAGGAGUAGCUGCUUAUCCAGGUGGCUGGAACCUUCCAGGUGGAGGAGCCCAGCGUGGGAAUGUGUUAAAUCUAAAUGGAGCUGGGGACCCUCUGACCCCAGGUUAUCCUGCAAAAGAGUACACUUUCAGGUAUAAAGUUAAUGAAGGUGUAGGGAUUCCCACAAUCCCAGUUCAUCCUAUUGGAUAUCAUGAUGCAGAAGUACUGUUGAGUGCAAUGGGAGGACCUGCAGCUCCAGAGAGCAGCUGGAAGGGAAGUCUCAAUGUGUCUUACAACAUAGGGCCAGGAUUUGCAGGCGAGUUUUCUACAAGAAAAGUCCGAAUGCACGUGCACACCACCAGCAACAUAACGCGCAUUUAUAACGUCAUCGGCACCCUCCGAGGGGCUGUGGAGCCUGACAGAUAUGUCAUUUUAGGAGGUCACAGAGACUCUUGGGUGUUUGGUGGUAUUGAUCCAACUACAGGUGCAGCUGUUCUGCAAGAGGUUGUACGGAGUUUUGGUAAAAUGAAGCUGGAAGGUUGGAGACCUCGGCGAACUGUUAUUUUUGCUAGCUGGGAUGCAGAAGAAUUUGGAUUAUUGGGUUCCACAGAAUGGGCUGAGGAAAAUUCCAGAAUCCUUCAGGAACGGGCAGUAGCUUACAUCAACUCGGAUUCUUCUAUAGAAGGUAACUACACAUUAAGAGUUGACUGCACCCCUCUUCUCUACAAACUGGUGUACAACCUGACAAAGGAGAUUGUAAGCCCUGAUGAGGGUUAUGAAAAUAAGUCUCUUUAUGAGAGCUGGCUUGACAAAGAUCCUGCAGCUGAAAAUAAUAGCUAUCCCAGAAUAAACAAACUGGGCUCAGGCAGUGAUUUUGAAGCUUACUUUCAGCGGCUGGGCAUUGCGUCAGGCAGAGUCCGAUACACCAAGAACAGGAAAACAGACAAGUUCAGCAAUUAUCCUGUUUAUCACACUGUGUAUGAGACCUUUGAGUUAGUGGAAAAAUUUUAUGACCCCACCUUCAAGAAACAGCUGACAAUUGCCCAGCUACGAGGCAAACUGGUUUAUGAACUGGCAGAUUCCCAGGUCAUUCCAUUCGACUGCAGAGAUUAUGGGGAAGCUUUAAAAGAAUAUAGCAACAGAAUUUAUAAACUGGCCAAGAAACAUGAAGAACAGAUGGAACUGUACAACGUGUCAUUUGAUUCUCUUUUUUCUGCUGUGGUGAACUUCUCAAAGGCUGCUGCUGAAUUUCACAGGAGACUUGAAGCAGUCAACAAGAAAGAACACACCAUCUUUGCUCCAAGCAGUCACAACAAGUAUGCUGGAGAGUCCUUCCCAGGGAUCUAUGACGCCAUGUUUGAUAUUGAAAGCAAAGCAGCUCAACAGGACGCCUGGGAAGAGGUCAAGAGGCAGAUUUCCAUUGCAGCCUUCACCGUGCAGGCAGCAGCAGGGACGCUGAAAGAAGUAGCAUAGACUCAUGGCUUCCAAAAGCUCAAACACCAAGGUCUGAAAUGCAGUGGCACCAGGCUACUGCAGUGACCCAGUCUCUCCUGACUGCCUGCUUUAGCUGAAUAUUCAACCUUCUGAAUGCAUGCAAGUGUCCUGGCAGGGUGAGCAGGAGCUACCCUACUCCUGAGCUAGGAAGCACAGCUUCUCUCAUACCAACAAAACUAU
This is a messenger RNA of Dryobates pubescens (Downy woodpecker), 2328 nucleotides long. Its product is annotated as N-acetylated-alpha-linked acidic dipeptidase 2. The transcript is spliced from 17 exons. Gene Ontology annotation, molecular function: carboxypeptidase activity. Lineage: Eukaryota; Metazoa; Chordata; Aves; Piciformes; Picidae. Bases 139 to 2127 code for a protein of 662 amino acids. The record is from RefSeq and is a predicted model, not a curated record.